Ictidomys tridecemlineatus (thirteen-lined ground squirrel) is the source of this 1632-nucleotide messenger RNA. RefSeq names its product mas-related G-protein coupled receptor member X2. Gene Ontology annotation, molecular function: G protein-coupled receptor activity. NCBI's taxonomy places the organism in Eukaryota, Metazoa, Chordata, Mammalia, Rodentia, Sciuridae. Gene Ontology annotation, cellular component: plasma membrane. The record is from RefSeq and is a predicted model, not a curated record. Gene Ontology annotation, biological process: G protein-coupled receptor signaling pathway.
GUUCUGAGCAUAAGUCCAACCACCCCAGCCGAGGGGACAGAAUUCACAAUGAUUAUCAGAAGUAUCUGGAAUUAUCUUCAACCUGUCAACUUUUGGACCUCGAUUGAGGGCUUGCCAACUCUCAUCACUGCACAGAUUGGGCUGGUGGGAAAUGCAGUUGUGCUCUGGCUUCUGGGCUUCCGAAUGCAUAAGAACGCCCUCUCAGUCUACAUCCUCAACCUGGCGGGAGCCGACUUCCUUUUUCUCUGUUUUCAUGUUAUAGUUUCUCUGAACAAACUCAACCUCACUUUCCUUUUCUUUCUCGACUUCAUCCUCAAGUAUUUACCCAUUGUAAUGAUCUGUUCCUACCUUACAGGCCUGAGCAUGUUGAGCGCCAUUAGUGCUGAGCGCUGCCUGUCCAUCCUGUGUCCCAUCUGGUACAGCUGCCACCGCCUGAUUCACACGUCAGCUGUCAUAUGUGCCAUACUCUGGGCCCUGUCCCUGCUACUGAGCAUCCUGGAUUUGUACUACUGUUUCUUCUUAUCUAUGAAUUUCAACUAUUGGUGUCAGACAUUUAGUUUCAUCAUAGCUGCAUGGCUAAUAAUUUUAUUUAUGGUUCUUUCUAUAUCUAGCCUCACCCUGCUCGUCAGAAUCCUCUGUGGCUCUCGGAGGGUGCCACUGACCAGGCUGUAUGUAACUAUUGGGCUCAUAGUUCUAGUCUUCCUCAUUUGUGGCCUGCCUAUAAGCAUCCUAAGUUUUCUGUCAUUGUGGAUUCAUAAUAAUGAUGUGAUUCUGCAUUUUUCUGAGAGGACUGCUUUAUUUCUGUCCUGUAUUAACAGCAGCGCCAAACCCAUCAUUUACAUAUUUGUUGGCUCCUGUAGGCGGGGACAAAACCUUUGGCGGCAGCAACCAUCGCUCAAGUUGGUUCUAGAGAAGGCCUUCCAGGACAUACCCGAGGUUAAGAAAAGUGGAGAAAGCCUUCCUCAGGAAACAACAGAGAGUCCAGUUGUCCCUUAAUGUAGUGAUUAUGCAAGUUCAAGUAAAGUAUUGUUUCAAAGAAAUAUUAACUCUGGAAGAUAAAUAGAUGAUUGUAUUAGGUGAAAACUUUACAUUGAUAUAGAUAUAUGUAGAGAGAGAUAUAGAAAUAGAGAUGCCAUUUAUUGAUGUGUUAUCUGUGGCUGCUUUCACAUGACAACAGCAGAGAUAAAUACAUUGUAACAGAAAUCAAGUGGCUGCAAAAACUAAAAUACUCAUUAAUUUAUUCUUGCUAGUAUGUGUAUGAAAUUAUCACAAUCAUAAAUUCUAUUUAGUGUAGGGCUUCUGUGUUUGGGAUUGGGGUCUCUAAUAAUUGAUUAGCAUGCCAUAAGCAUGAUUGUGGCAUGCUUGGUGGCUAGGAAGUUUCUGUUCAUAGGCACAGAAUGCCUGGGUGCUAGGAAAUGUCUGUGCAAAGGUACAGAAUGCCUGGCUGGUGGGAAACUUCUGUGUAAAAGACAUGGGAUGCCUGGCCACACUAGUAAUGUUUUUCUUGAGGAAGCUCUGUGUUGAGAGUUUUAUCAGUUUUGACUUUGAUCUUAGCACAUAACUUCUGGGAAUAAAGGAACUUGCUUGCUAGAUAAAUACAAAGCUUCACCAAGCUUUGGUGCUCCUGGAUCU